GAAAAUUCAAAACCGACUCCGGAGGACGAAGACUGAAGACGGUCAGAACUCGGAAAGGAAGGAAAAGAGCAAAGAAAGGAGAGAGAAAUGGAGAAUAGAGAAGAUGUUAACUCUAUUCUACCGUUUCUACCACUGGCGAUUCAAUCUUCGUCUCUGAUUUGGCCACCACAGGUUGUGGAAGCACUGAAAGCUUUGUCAAACGGCCCCUCACACAGCCGAGUUGACUCGGGAGAGGUCCUUUCCCUCGCCAUUUCCGAUCUCAGAAGCUCACUCUCUCUUUCACCUUUCUCUCUCGCUCCUUUUGCCCCCGAAGGCUACGCUGUUUUCUUCGAUGAGCUAAUUUCGCGAGAAGAAUCAACUAGAUGGUUUGGCAAGGUCCUUCCAAGACUGGCAAAUUUACUCUUGCGGUUUCCAUCUCUACUGCAAUCACACUAUCAAAAUGCAGAUAACCUCCUUGAUGGCGGAAACUGCAGCAUUAAAACUGGUCUCCGCCUCCUAGGUCCACAAGAACCCGGUAUCGUCUUCCUCAGCCAGGAACUAAUUGGGGCUCUUCUUGCAUGCUCUUUCUUUUGUUUGUUCCCAGUCACUAAUAGAGGUGCAAAUCGUCUUCCAACAAUCAACUUUGAUCAUUUAUUUUCGAGUCUAUAUGGAAGUUACAGUGAAAAGCAAGAAAAUAAAGCACACUGCAUAGUUCAUUACUUUGAAAGGAUAUGUACAACUAUGCCAACAGGCCUCGUGUCAUUUGAGAGAAAGGUUCUAUUAAUGGGACAUUAUUCUUCACCUUUUGCUUAUCAUGAGGCUGAUUUUUGGAGUAAAUCUAGCAGUCUUCUUUGCCCUUUUGAGGUUCACAGUUCAGGAUUGAUAGAAGACCAGUCUGUUGGAGCUCUAGAAGUGGAUUUUGCUAAUAAGUAUCUAGGGGGGGGUGCCCUUCAUACUGGCUGUGUUCAGGAAGAAAUCCGUUUCAUGAUCAACCCUGAAUUAAUUGCUGGCAUGUUUUUCUUGCCCUCAAUGGAUGACAAUGAAGCUAUAGAAAUUGUUGGUUCGGAGAGGUUUUCAAGUUACACAGGAUAUGCCUUCUUCCGGUUUUCUGGUGAUUAUAUGGAUAGAACAGAUGCCGACACUUUUGGAAGACGCAAAACCAGGAUUGUUGCUAUAGAUGCAAUAUGCAGCCCAAGAAUGAGACAGUAUGAACUUAAAUGUCUCUUCGGGAGGUUAAUAAGGCAUUUUGUGGCUUUCGUCAUCAGUGUAAAUAUAGCCAGUGUGAGAAACUAUCACCAGACAAAGGAUACUGUGAAUCUCGGCCUGAUAAAGACAAUAACAACACCAGCUCCCAGUUCAUGGAUUUUACUUCAUUACAGGAAGCUCCAUCAAUUUCUACCGAGACAAAUGGAAGCAGCAUGCUAAACCAAGUCAUGGGAAAUUCAAGUGAAAGGGGUAGUGAAUCUCUAGAACGUGAAGAUAACGUCGGGAUUGCUACUGGGAAUUGGGGUUGCGGUGCAUUUGGAGGAGAUCCUGAAGUGAAGACCAUAAUUCAGUGGCUAGCCGCAUCUCAGG
Molecule: messenger RNA, 1554 nt
Organism: Carica papaya (papaya)
Lineage: Eukaryota; Viridiplantae; Streptophyta; Magnoliopsida; Brassicales; Caricaceae
Source: RefSeq, a predicted model, not a curated record